Molecule: messenger RNA, 2396 nt
Organism: Ochotona curzoniae (black-lipped pika)
Lineage: Eukaryota; Metazoa; Chordata; Mammalia; Lagomorpha; Ochotonidae
Gene: GPR156
Product: G protein-coupled receptor 156
Exons: 9
Coding region: 15-2396 (793 amino acids)
Biological process (GO): G protein-coupled receptor signaling pathway; gamma-aminobutyric acid signaling pathway
Cellular component (GO): G protein-coupled receptor heterodimeric complex; membrane
Molecular function (GO): G protein-coupled GABA receptor activity
Source: RefSeq, a predicted model, not a curated record
CAGCGAAUGGUGACAUGGAGUCUGAAAUCAACUGCUCUGACUUGUGUGACAGUUUUCCUGGCCAGCAGUUGGAGAGGAGACCCCUUCACGAUCUCUGUGGGACAACAAUUACGUCUACACACCCUAGCAGUAGGAGCAGCCCUUCAUUGUCUCCCGUCCUCUUGGGUAUUGUUUGGACUUUUCUCAGCUGUGGCCUUCUUCUGGUGCUCUUUUUUCUCGCCUUCACCAUUCGCUGCAGAAACAACAGGAUUGUGAAGAUGUCCAGCCCCAAUCUGAAUAUUGUGACCUUACUGGGCAGUUGUCUGACUUACAGCAGUGCUUACCUGUUUGGGAUUCAGGAUGUUUCAGUGGGGACCUCAAUGGAAACUCUCAUUCAGGUACGACUGUCCAUGCUGUGCAUCGGCACCUCCCUUGUGUUUGGCCCCAUACUGGGGAAGAGCUGGCGACUCUAUAAGGUGUUUACUCAGAGGGUUCCGGACAAGAGAGUGAUCAUCAAAGACCUGCAGUUGCUGGGGCUGGUGACAGCCCUGGUGAUGGCUGAUGUGAUCCUGCUCGUGACCUGGGUGCUGACUGAUCCCAUCCAGUGCCUGCAGAUCCUUGGUGUCAGUGUGACGGUGACAGGGAGAGACGUGUCCUGCUCUUUGACCAACACACACUUCUGUGCUUCCCGGUACUCUGAUGUCUGGAUCACUCUUGUUUUGGGAUGCAAGGGUCUGCUGUUGCUGUGUGGUGCCUACCUGGCCGGCCUGACUGACCAUGUCAGCUCACCCCCUGUGAAUCAGUCCUUAACUCUCAUGGUAGGGGUCAACCUCCUGCUGCUGGCUGCUGGGCUGCUUUUGGUGGUCACCAGAUACUUGCAGUCCUGGCCCAACCUGGUCUUUGGACUCACGUCUGGAGGCAUCUUUGUUUGCACAACCACAGUCAACUGCUUCAUCUUCGUUCCCCAGCUGAAGCGAUGGAAGGCAUUUGAAGAGGAAAACCAAACAAUCAGAUGCAUGGCCAAGUAUUUCAGCACUCCCAGCAAAAGCACCCAUGCGCAGUAUGGCGAGGAGAACUGCCACCUGAGGGGCGAGAAGAGCUCCAUGGAGAGGCUUCUCACAGAGAAAAAUGCCAUGAUCGAGAGCCUGCAGGAACAAGUCAACAAUGCCAAAGAGAAGCUGGUGAGGCUGAUGUCAGCAGAGUGCCCCUAUGAGCCCCCACCGUCCGCUGUCCUCCCUGCCUCCUCCCAGAGCAAGGACCACCUGGAGUUGGCCUCUGCCCACGGCCUGACAGCUCAGCGGCCUUUGGAAGCCCCCCCUGACUCUCCAAAUGAUGGUGGUGGUGCUGCCCAGGGCUCCCAGGACAUCCCAGGUCCUUUGCUACAUGGGCAGUGCCUCCAGAAGCCUUCAGGGAACACCAGCCCCUCCACGAGGCAGAAGAAGAUGUGUGACAUGAAAGACUUCUCUGACCCUUUAGACUUGGUUUGCAGCAAGAGUCCGGAAAGAGGAGACCAGGGACUGGUGGCCCCUAGCCAGGGUGCCAUGCCAGGUGGAGGGGGCUCCCGUCCCCAGAGCCCAAUGCAGCUGGAGAACUUGGAAGGAUCUCCGAGGCGCCUGCCCAGAGUCAACUCUGUGAUCAGGGAGAAGCUGCAGGAAGUCUUAGAAGACCUGGGUGUCAGCCCUGAGGCGCCCCUCCUAAGCUCCCUGGCUCAUCCCCAGCAGCCCUCAAAGAACAGCGUGGCCUCCAAUCCCCAGAAGACAGCUGUCCACAGGGAGCUGGGCUUCAGCCCCUACCUGGUGAGGAGGCGACGAGCUCGUGCCCACCUUCCAGGCUCAGUGCCCUCAUAUGCUGGGCGUCGGGCAAAUCGGACUCUUUCUGGGACACAUGGUGGGCUGAAGGUGCAGAAUGCAGGUAGCCCCAGGCUGGCCCCCCAAACUGCUGACUCCAGGAUCCCAAGACCCUCCCCCAUGAAACCGUUACUCCUCCCAGACCCUCGAGUCAGGUUGGGCCUCUUGGAGGGCAGCAAACCAUGCCAGACAGAAACCCUAGGGGCGGAAGAGAGCAGUGUUGCCCUCCAGGGGCAGGCGCCAGGUCCUGCAGCACCACACCCCCACAGAGCCUCCACUGCCCUCCCAGAGCAGCGGCCCCUGUGGCCUCCGCCAGCCCAGGGCUGCCCCUCCCUGGUUUCUCAGUGCCCCUACCUUGACACGGAAUCCAGCAGCUCUGAUGAGUUCUUCUGCCGCUGCCACCGGCCCUACUGUGAAAUCUGCUUCCAGAGCUCUUUGGACUCCAGUGACAGUGACACCUCCGACUCUGACCCUGAACUUGCUCAGGGGCUGGCCUCCUGGGAAAAGCUGUGGGCCCGCUCCAAGCCUAUCGUGAACUUCAAAGAUGACUUGAAACCCACGCUGGUAUGA